AUCGCUCCGCUUGCUUCACUUGCUGGCUGCUGCGUUUGAAGAAAACGGCCCACAGACUCGCACACACACACAGCAACAGCAGAAGCACCCGUGUAGAUCGCGCAGUGCGUGUACGGUUUUCGCACUGAACUGUUUCCGUUGUUUUACCGUCGGUUUUUGUGUGUGGUUUCGUUUUUAGUUUGUUGUUUGUGGUGAUUGUGUCGCUUUGGCGUCAAGAAACAGUGCACCGCACGGAUGUUACCGCCGCCACUGCUGCCCGUGGACGUGCUUUUCUUUCGGUUCCUUUGCAAUCGCCCGACCAAAGAGGUACGCCAUACUGUUGUGCACGGAGCCGAUCGGCAGCAGCAGUAGCACCAGCAGACAGUCAGAUCAAAGAGCGAUCGUCCCCACGCAAAACCCCAAGCGAGGACGGCCAUUUGUAGUGGUGGCUGGUGGCGGCCGGAUGAUAGAUUUACCGAGAGAUUAAAGCAGCGCCUUUAAAUCUAGCCCACCUCCCCAAUGCGUGUGUCUGUUUCCCGGAACGGGGAAAGCUUAUCGAGUGAUUGAUACAUUGACGGCCGGACGAAAGCUAAUUUUGGACCCACCACCAUCCGCACCACCUGUACGUGUAAAUCUGGGUUUAUAGUGCGUGUGUGUGUGUGUGCGACUGGCCGGGAGGAGGGCGUGUGACAAUUCAUCAAACGCAACGAGCGUGGAAAAUCGCUCGUGUGUGUGUGUGUGUGUGCGUGGUGGAGUGACAAAAACGAGAACUUAAUAAACAAAAAUUAACACAAGCCCCUCCCUGCCGCCGCAGCUACAAGCGAUAUGGAGGAGGACACGGAGUACAAGAAGCUGCCGAUCGACGAGCGGUGCGUGCACAAGCUGUGGAAGGCGCGCGUCGACGGGUACGAGGAGGCGGCGAAGCUGUUCCGCACGAUCGACGACGAGAAGUCGCCCGAGUGGAAUAAGUACCUCGGGCUGAUCAAGAAGUUCGUCGUCGACAGCAAUGCGGUCGCGCAGGAGAAGGGCCUCGAGACGGCCCUGGUGUUCGUGGAGAACAGCGGCAACGCGGGCAAAACGGUCGGCGAGGUGAUGGGCGGCAUCGUGGCGAAGUGUAUCGGGGCGCCCAAAACCAAGACGAAGGAGCUGGCGGUACAGGUCACGCUGAUGUACGUCGAGAUCGAGCGGCAGGAGACGGUGCUGGAGGAGCUGCUGAAGGGCACGGAGCAGAAGAAUCCCAAAAUAGUAGCGGCGUGCGUGAGCGCGAUCACGCUGGCGCUGCGCGAGUUCGGCAACAAGGUGAUCAACAUCAAGCCGAUCGUGAAGCGGCUGCCCGCGCUGCUGAGCGACCGCGACAAGACGGUGCGCGACGAGUCGAAGGCGCUCACGGUCGAGAUUUACCGGUGGAUUGGGGCGGCGUUCAAGUCGCAGAUAGCGUCCCUGCCGGCCGUCCUGCUGGCCGAGCUGGAGGCGGAGUUCGAGAAGAUUGGCAGCGAGAAGGCGACGCCGGUGCGGUACCUGCGCUCGCAGCAGGAAAAGCAGCAACAGAUUGCCGCCUCCGUGGCGGAGGGCGCGGAAGGCGAGGACGAUGGGGACGGGGGGGACGGGGGCGAUGCGGGGGAUGAGAUCGAUCCGAUGGAUCUGAUCGACCCGGUCGACAUCCUGUCGAAGCUGCCGAAGGACUUUUACGACAAGCUGGAGGCGAAGAAGUGGCAGGAGCGGAAGGAAUCGCUCGAGGCACUGGAAACGCUGCUCCAGAACCCGAAGCUACAGCCCGGCGACUACGGCGAUGUGGUGCGGGCGCUCAAGAAGGUGAUCACGAAGGACACGAACGUGGUGCUGGUAGCGCUGGGCGGCAAAUGUAUGGCCAUGCUGGCGAAAGGAUUGGCCAAGCGCUUUAACACGUACGCUGGGGCCUGCGUUCCGGCGAUACUGGAAAAGUUUAAGGAGAAGAAAACGAACGUGGUCACGGCGCUGCGCGAUGCGAUCGACGCGAUCUAUCCCUCCACCACGAUGGAAGCGAUCCUGGAGGAUGUGCUGGAGGCGCUCGGCAACAAAAACCCCAGCGUCAAGAUGGAAACGGCCUCCUUCCUUGCCCGCUCGCUCACCAAAACGCUGCCGGCGGCGCUGACGAAGAAAAUCCUCAAACCGCUCAUUGCGGCGCUGCUGAAAACGCUGAACGAGCCCGACCCGGGCGUGCGAGACGCGGCGGCCGACGCGAUCGGCACCGCCAUGAAGCUGGUGGGCGACAAAACGAUCGGCCCGUACCUGACCGAGGUGGACGCGCUGAAGAUGGCCAAGAUCAAGGAGUGCUGCGAGCGGGCGGUCAUUACGGUGAAGAUACCGGCGGCGCGCAAGGAACGCCCUGCGACGGCACCGGCCAAAGCCGUGUCGGUAAUCAAAAAAGCACCCUCGGAGACGAAGGUGGGGGCAAGCGGUGGUGGUGGAGGAGCGGCCACACUGCAGCGCCCCGCAACGGCCACUGUCGUGAAGAAGGUGGUUUCGGGCGGUGGACUGAAGAAAAGUGCUACGGGUGGUUCGAUUGGUGGCGGCAGGGGGGCUGCCGGUGGUGGUGGCGCGAAGGCUUCGGCGGCACCGCCCAACACAGAAAAGGACCUGUCGCAGGAGGAGAUUGACGAGCGGGCGAGUGAGCUGCUGCCGCCCGAUGCACUGGCCGGACUCGGCGAUGCCAACUGGAAGACGCGGCUGAGCGCGGUGGAAUCGUUCGCGGCGGCCAUUCCCGGGCUGGAGGCAAAGCCAGGCCUGUCGCAGGUGUUGCUUCGCUCGCUGGCCAAAAAACCGGGCCUGAAGGACACCAACUUCCAGGUGCUGAAGGCCCGGCUCGAUACGGCCCGAACGAUCGUCGAGCGGUACGGCAUAACGACGACCACGGCCGACUACCUGCUGACGGACGCGACGGAGAAGCUGGGCGACGCGAAGAACGGAUCGAGUGCGGCGGCACUGCUCACGGCGAUAGCGGAGGGUGGCGCCCGGCUCGACUACACCGUCCAGCGGGCGAUGGAGUUCGCCUUCGAGCAGCAAAAGUCCCCGAAGGUGCAGCAGGAGGUGCUGCUCUGGGUCGCGACGGCACUGCGCGAGUUCGGCUUUCAGGUCGAGGCGAAGGGGCUGCUGGAGAGCGCGCGCAAGGCAGUGCAGAGCAGCAAUGCGGCGGUGCGCACCGCCGGCAUCGCGCUGCUCGGUGCGAUGUACCUGUUCAUGGGCCAACCGUUGACGAUGUUCUUCGACAACGAGAAGCCGGCGCUGAAGCAGCAGAUUAUGGCGGAGUUUGAGCGUUGCGCGGGGCAGAAGCCGCCGGCACCGGUGCGCGGCGCUGGCGCAAAGGCGGGAGCCGCCGGCGGUGGCGAAGAUGAGGAUGAGGAGGGUGGCGAGGGAGGCGCAGACGAUGAGCCGGCGCCGAUGGUGAACGUGAACGAUCUGCUGCCGCGCAUCGACAUUUCGGGCCAAAUCACGGAAGCGCUGCUGGCGGAACUGUCCGACAAGAACUGGAAAACGCGCAACGAAGGGCUGGUGCGGCUGCAAACGAUCAUUGCCGAGGCGAAGCUGAUCAAAUCGACGCUCGGGGAUUUGCCGCAAGUGCUCGCCCAGCGGCUGGUCGACAGCAAUGCAAAGAUUGCGCAAACGUCGGUCGAAAUCUGCCAGCAGCUGGCGAUUGCGAUGGGCCCACCGUGCCGGCAGUACGUGCGGGCGUUCUUCCCCGGCUUUCUGAAGGGGCUGGGCGACGGAAAGGCGUUCAUCCGUACCGCCUGCCUCACGUGCAUCAACACGUGGGGCGAGCAGGCCGGCUAUAAGGACUUUUUCGACGGCGAGAUGAUCGCGGACGCGCUGAAAACGGGCAGCCCGGCCCUGCGCACCGAGCUGUACGGGUGGCUGGCGGAGAAGCUGCCCGGCCUGCCGGCGAAGAGCAUUCCGAAGGACGAGCUGGUGGCGAUCCUGCCCCACCUGUACACGCACAUCACCGACCGCAGUGCGGACGUGCGCAAGAACGCGAACGAGGCCGUGCUGGGCGUGAUGAUUCACCUCGGGUACGACGCGAUGGUGAAGGCGCUGGACAAGCAGAAGCCGAUCUCGAAGAAGGACAUCCAGGCGGCGCUCGACAAGGCGCGACCGAAUCUGCCGGUGAAGGUGCUGCCACCGCCGAAAGCGGCGCCCCCGACGGAGGAGAGCAACGUCGGCAGCAAGCUGAAGCUGAAAGCGCCCAAGUCAGCCGGAGCGGGUGGGGCGGCGGGUCGGGCAGGUGCGGGAUCGGCCGGAUCGGACAAGUCGGGUGGGGGCGGUGGUGGGGCCGGCGGGGGCAGUGCUGGUGGCAGCGGUGGAAGCAGCUCCUCCCGCAAAAAGGAGGAAGAUGCCGACUCGCUGGCCCCGCUGCUGGCGGUGAACGGGCUGAAAAAGCAGCGCCUGGUGGACGAGCAGAAGCUGAAGGUGCUGAAGUGGACGUUCACCACGCCGCGGGAAGAGUUCUACGAGCUGCUGAAGGAGCAGAUGCAGACGGCGAACGUGAACAAGGCGCUGAUGGUGAACAUGUUCCACGACGACUUCCGCUACCAUCUCAAGGUGAUCGAUGCGCUGAUGGAGGAUUUGGCCACCAACGAGGAGGCGCUGAUCUGCAACCUGGACCUCGUGAUGAAGUGGCUGUCGCUGCGCUUCUACGACACCAACCCGUCGGUGCUGCUCAAGGGCCUCGAGUACCUGAACCAGGUGUUCCAGCGGCUGGUCGACCGGCAGUACAUGCUGGCCGACAUCGAGGGCAGCUCGUUCGUGCCGCACCUGCUGAUCAAGAUCGGCGACCCGAAGGACGUCGUGCGGAACGGGGUGCGCUCGCUGCUGCGCCAGAUCUGCCUGCUCUACCCGUUCGCGAAGGUGUUCGUCUUCAUUAUGGACGCGCUCAAGAGCAAGAACGCGCGCCAGCGGGCGGAGUGUUUGGACGAGCUGGGCUACCUGAUCGAAACGUACGGGCUGACCGUUUGCCAGCCGUCGCAGCCGGUCGCGCUGAAGGAGAUCGCGCGCCACAUUUCCGACCGUGACAAUGCGGUACGCAACGCGGCGCUGAAUGCGGUCGUGCAGGCGUACUUUUUGGCGGGCGAGAAGAUCUACAAGCUGAUCGGGCAGCUGUCGGACAAGGACCUGUCGAUGCUGGACGAGCGCAUCAAGCGCUCGAAGAAGGCGUCGGUACUGCCGGCGAAGAAGCUGCCCGUGCCGACGGCGGCGGGCGGGCCGAAUCUCAACGAAACGAUGCUGGUGGCGAAGGAAAGCAUCGUGCCGUCGGCGGUGCAGGAGCUACCCCACUCCGGCGAUGGAGCAGCGGAUGAUGCGAUGGACGACGACGAUACGAUGGUGCCACCGCACGCGGAUGCGGUCGUCGUGCCGAUGAAAAUGAUUGUGCCAGAGCCGCCCCAGCCGCGGGUGGUAAAGGGUCCGUUCAAGCUGGACGAAAACGUGAUAGCGGAUAUCGAGCGGGACUGGGUGAAGGCGGACGAUCUCGGCAAAACCGUCCUCAACCCGCUGGAUGAUUCCUUCAUCUACGACGAGCUGACCGUGAUCGCGGUGAACGGCAUAUCGUACCCGGCGGACCGGUUCCGGCAGCUUACCCAGCGCAACCUGCUCUCCGGCCCCGGCGGCGGCGGGCCGGGUGAAUCGCCCGUCCACCAGCAGCACCAUCAGCCGUACACGAGCGCCGCAGUGUCCAGCAUUCGGCCGUCGCUCGACGGUAGCGGCAUGCUUUCGAAACCAAAACCUACGCCUCCCGUCGUCGGACCAAGUUUGACCGAUGCGCUGCCAAAGCUGGAUCAGAACUUGGUGCGCAUCAUCCGGGGCAUCGCCAACACGGACAGCUUCGCCGCACAUGCCGCCUUAAACGAGCUCAACGAUAUACUGCAAUCGCCGGAAAAGCAGGCCGUACUGCGCGGCUACGAGGAAAUGUACAUACAGAGCGUGCUGCAGCAGUUUAAGAACAUCCAGCAAAAACCGAUCGCCGAAUCGAUGAACAUCUACCAGCCGCUGCUGCACAGUAUUUUCAUGUUUUUCGCCUCCAAAUCGCUCGGCAAGCAUCUGACGAUCGUGUCGAUCAAGAACAUCAUCGCCGUGCUGCUGGGCCUGAUGGCGGACAAUCGGCUGGUGACCGGCACGGACGACGCCCAGUUCGUGAAGGUGGUGAACGGCAUCUGUCUGAAGAUACUGGAUCGCACCAACUUCACCUACAUGAACUGUGCGCUGAUCCGGCUGCUGAAGGAGUCCUGCCAAACGAGCUGCCUGCCAAAGUUUACCGACCUGCAGAUGAAGUGCAUCUGGCGCAACGUGAAGGUCAUCCCGGACCGGUUGGCCGAGCUGGAUUACGAGGCGGUCCUGCUGGAGGUGCACGACUUUAUGCUGACCCUGCCGUCGACCUGGUGGCAGACGCGCCCGUCCGAUAUGCCACUGCGCACGGUCAAAACCAUCAUCCACAAUAUGACGAAAAUCAAGGGCAACGCGAUACUGCAGCAUUUGAACACGAUCCCGACCCGGUCGGAGCUGCACUCGUACGUGCUGCGCAUACUGAAGAACAUCAACAAGGAUGCGACGACGACGGCGGCGGCGGCCGGUUCGUUGGGCGUUGGCGGUGAUGGUGGUGGUGAGGGUGGAGGUGCACCUUCGUUGCGACCGAGCACGGCCGGGCUGCUGGCGACCGCACAGCACAACGCAAUGAACAGUGACAAUAACAAUCACGGAGCUGGCCGCACCGGCAUGAUGAUUGGUGGCGGCGACGGGGAUGGAAGUAACUCGGUGGUGGGUUCGGAGUACCAGAAGUAUAUUGCGGUGAAUGCGAGCGUCGAAAAUGGUCCCGAUGCUGCACCACAAAACAAACAAAAUCCCGAGUUUUGGAUCGAUCGACUGAAUCACCUGCUGAAAAAGACGACCGUCGGUGGGCAACCGAACCGUGGCGGCAGCCUGUUGGGCGCAACCGGCACGCAACUCUCGCUGGACGGUGGCGGUACGGCCGGUGUUGGUGGCGUUGGCGGGGUGAUUACGGACGAGAAUCUGAACCUGAACCAAAUGCAGGGCAGCAAGUUCGGCUUUCGGCGCGGGCUGGAGGUGCACGACACCACCACCACUACCAACCUGACCGGUGGGACGCCCGUGGUCAGUGGCACGACCUCACAACGGCGCGAGCUGUUGCAGCAAAAGCUGGAGCAACUGAAGCAGCACAAGUGAGAAAAGUGUUGAGCAGAGUAACCCGCGCGUUAGUGUCAGUGGGUGGGACAGAGAGAGAGAAAGAGAGAGGGAGCAGAGUGUGUGAGUGUGUAUACACAAACCGACAUUAGGAUUAUUCUGGAGAUAAUACUGCAGGCAGUGUAAAUGGUGGGUUUUUUGUUGCGCCAUCGAUGAUAGGAAUACGUGCCCGCGUCCACCAAGAUUUGUUACAAUUCAGGAUGGUAUUAUAUCAUUGUAUCGCUCUCUCGCUCUGUCUUUCUGUAUCCUUUUUGGGGUGUUCGGGUUUGUCCGACUUUCCGGCAGGAACACCACGAAAAGGAAAUACUCAUGCCCACUCUCCCACGUAUAGAGUAUCCUCUCCUCACUUAUCAGCAGAACCAUUACAAAGCAAAACGAGUUACAUUCGCGAGCGCAAUAGCAGUAGAUUGGCUCUCUUCUCCUGGCACGCCAUCACAAUAAUAGUAUGCCUAGCGCACAACCGAAGGAUAAUAGUAACAGCAUCCAAGAUGCGUUUUUGUUUCCCCCUUCCCGCACUGUCCAGCUCUUCGUUAAUUCCGAUUAAUAGUUGGUUCGAUUUUACGACUGAACGUUUAAAAAGAAAGGUAUAGGUUAAGGUUGUGUGUGUAUCAAAGGCUUCUCAAAAAAUCUCUAUUCCCAGUCCUAGAGCGGUCCUGCUGCCCACUUUGUGUAUUUUUGGCACGGGUUCUGCUCAGCAUCCUUUCCCCACACUCCCCCCGACACACACACGCCCGAGACGCCUCCCGAAUUAUAUUUAGAUGUGUAAGGUCCAUUUUUACCACCAAUCCUCCCCCCCCCAGCAUUCAUCCGCAUUAACGUUACUUGCGUAAGAUGAUUUUGAACUGCGUUUUUAACUUAUUCUAGGUAAAUUAAUUCUCGUGUAGCGUUUCGAGCGAGGUUUGAACUGUUAGGGACAGCAAGAUUUUGUUGCGGGGUGCCUUUUAUGGAGCACGAUGCAAAAACAAAACAAAAGAAAACAUACACACCCCGUCGGGGGAGCUCUGAUGCGUGUUGUCGUUGAAAACCGUUGCUAACUUAUUUAUGAGGGUACGCCUUUCUUAGUGGUUUUAUAACUCGAAUAACAUCAUUCAUUUGCACUUAACCCGCCUCCCCCCUCUUAAAAUCCGUUUAGAAAAAGGAACAAAAAAGACUUACCGGUUAUACACACACAUAUAUAUAUACACAUUACUUAAGCUCUCAUCUCCUAUAAUGAUGCUACGGAUAUUAGUAAUCGGGUUGGAGGAAACGGUUUUUUUGGGCGCAAAAAUAUAUACAUAAAACAAAAAAAGGAAAAAAAAUCCAAACUAUAUACACCACAAACACACACACACCUACAUAAACACAGGCGGUGUGUGUGUGUGGGUAUACAUAGCAGUUAACCUUCAGCAAACGCCAGUUAUAAACGCGCCCGCGCUUGCCGUAGGGAUUCGUUACGAUCUUUGUUACACACGUGUUUCGUUACCUUCUUCUGCGCCAUGACCUCGUCUACUUCUUCUUCUUCUUCUUCAUGCACACACACACACAGAGUACACAUGUUAAUACAAGUAACUUGCUUCACGGUUGAAAUGCAUGCUUAGGGAAAAGCAAGAAAAAGAUGAGAAGGUGGAAAAGAAACGUGGUUUUGUUUAAGGUUUUUGUUUCUGUGGCUCCUAGGCUCUAAAAUGCAGUAGUGAACGCGGGAGUUUUUCCAUCCCUUAGUGCGCUAGAGAGAAGAGAAGCAGGAGGGGGAGAAGAGUAGUAGCAUUCAGUUGGUGUUUGAAUUUGCUGUGUGUGUGUAUAUAUCUUGCAAUAUAUCAGAGAGAGAGAGAUUGCACACCAGCUUGUGGACGUUCCUGUGUUGUGAUUACAAAUCAAUUACGAGAAAUGUACGAAAAAAGAGACAGAAAAUGCUGAUUUAAGGAUUCAACACACACACACGUAAACCAGUCUCACACAAGAAAAUUGCUUAACCUGACGAAAAUAAAAACUAUAUUUGAAUAAUAUUAAUUCAUGUAAAAAA
This is a messenger RNA of Anopheles arabiensis, 9202 nucleotides long. It is a transcript of the gene msps, whose product is annotated as protein mini spindles. Lineage: Eukaryota; Metazoa; Arthropoda; Insecta; Diptera; Culicidae. Bases 805 to 7185 code for a protein of 2126 amino acids. The record is from RefSeq and is a predicted model, not a curated record. The transcript is spliced from 8 exons. Gene Ontology annotation, cellular component: spindle pole; centrosome; microtubule plus-end. Gene Ontology annotation, molecular function: microtubule plus end polymerase activity; microtubule plus-end binding. Gene Ontology annotation, biological process: centrosome duplication; mitotic spindle organization; microtubule polymerization.